Synchiropus splendidus (mandarinfish) is the source of this 4324-nucleotide messenger RNA. Its product is annotated as PH and SEC7 domain-containing protein 2. NCBI's taxonomy places the organism in Eukaryota, Metazoa, Chordata, Actinopteri, Syngnathiformes, Callionymidae. The coding region runs from base 594 to 3386 and encodes 930 amino acids. The record is from RefSeq and is a predicted model, not a curated record. Gene Ontology annotation, molecular function: guanyl-nucleotide exchange factor activity; protein binding; phospholipid binding. The transcript is spliced from 20 exons. Gene Ontology annotation, biological process: regulation of ARF protein signal transduction.
GAAUUGCACACUCCGGCGCCAGUCUCUCUCGAAGAUAGUCUUCUGUACCACCGGUGCCAUUUUAGCUCAAAAGCAAAACAAUUCCAGAAAUUUACAACCACCAUGAGCUGCUUUCAACACAAACCCAGCACCGAUAGGCGGAAGAACAACGAGUAAGCUGCAAGGAUGCUCCAGAAGUCGGAGUACUGCGUUCAUGUGUACAGGAACAAAUGAAUGAGGCUGAGCCACUCCCCUCGCCAGACCUGUAUAUGUGUGUCUGCAUGCCUUCAAGUUAGGGGGCGGGGACCAACUCCUCUGAGACAUAUCUGCUAAGGCGAGCCUGCUUGGAUUGUCAUGGACCGGAAGCUGGAAGAAGAGCCGGGUCCAGACUAGGACUUGGUUGCAGAGGAAAGCGGAUGCUGAGAGCUGACAGUGGUUUCACCCAGAGUGUGUGUGUCAGACCUCUCACACGCUGGCUGGUCAUCUGAUGUUGCUGUAAAGAGCCUGCAGGGAGAUUCAUCCGGAGCUCUCAACAUGAACCCGGACGUGAUGUUCUUGUGGCUGAAGAAAAUGAUCCCACCGUUGAGCUGACGUUGUCAAGGCCUGACUCACUCAUGGAGGACGAGAGAUCUGUCUCACCUCAGCCGGAUUCUUCUGAUUCGUCAAAACCUCAACGACCUUCCGGGUGCCCUGCAGAGCAUAUAAAUGGACACUAUGAGGAUGUGCGCAGUGAAACAGCAGUGCGGUUUCACCAGGAACUCGCAACGGAACAAACAAAUGGAGAAGAACAGGGACACAAUGCUGAUCAGUGGGAGGAAAUAUCAUGGUCUGUGCAGCCUCUGACUGGCAGCGCAGCAUCAAUGUCCUUUGCUACAGUGCAGUGGGAUCUGCCCCAGUCCGCCCUUGUCACGGAGGAAGGCACAUCCUUGGGUUUUCAGAAACCUCAAGACUUUCUGUCUCAACUUCUCACACACACAAGCAACGAAGAAGAUGAGUCUGAUGUUUGGAUGUUUUCUAAAACAACUGUGGAAAUGAAUGGAAGCCACAACAAGCCAUGUGAUGCGGCGGAAGAGGAAGAGCCCCAGAAAGGGGAAGAUCUGCUUCACAAGCUGGUCAACAGCAGUAACGGAGUCACAGUGAGGAGCGAUUCGGGCAGGAAGAGUCAUUCGAUCGCUGUGGAGGCUGUGAGUUUAACUGACAUUCUGGAGGAGACUGCAGAUGUUUUGCAAGUGGAAGAGGACGAAGAGGAGCCAGAUAUUCUACUCAGGAGAAAGUGGGAGUCAGAGGACAGAGAGUUGAUUUCAUUUAACGGUGUCCACACGUGUGAAGCACCUGAGGAUGAGGGCGAUGGCACUCUGCUCAAUACUCAGAAACCUUCAGACACAAGAGAAGCUUCAACUAUAAGAAGUGAGGCAUCUGAUGUGGAUGCAGAGACGGAAACAAAGGAAGGUCUGACUGUUGCAGCUAGAAAUCGGUACGCUUCUUCAUCUUCGCCGAACAUGACCGGGAACCUUUGCGGUGACAGCGACCAAACAACGACACAAGACAUUAGCACAUCAAUGACACCUGAACGCUCAAAAGUGGAGGUUACACACACAGGGGAUCAAAGUGAUGAGUCAGCUCUGGUGGGACAGAAACAACCUCUGACACAGACGUUUGUUCAAGCUGAUACAUCGGCCGUUUCCACUCAGUCAGAGCAGACGGAAACACCGGAGCAGAAUGGAUCGCAGCUCCAAGCGACACGCAUGUCAAUGCCGCCGACAGAUCCGCAGAAGACGGAUGAGUCAGGAGUGUUGAAACAUCUGUCUUCACAGUGUGAGGUCACACGGAAGAAAGUUUUCCAACAGAUGGACCCUAUCGCUGAGUCAGCAGAGCAGGAUGGUAGCACUCAGGAUGGCGGCGCUCAGACAAACGCAGGGACGGUCGAACCCACGAACCAUCACAUGAACGGACACAAGGAGGACAGCGAGUCAGCCCGUAACCUUGCUGAGCGCCUCUUCAAGCUGGAUGGGAUCCAACGUGUGGAAGUGGCCAGGCACCUGGACAAAGACAACGACUUCAGUCGAGCUGUGGGCAAGGAAUACUUGAGAUUCUUUGACUUCAGCGGACAGGAUCUGGAUCAUGCCCUCAGGUCCUUCCUGAAGGUGAUCAUACUGAUCGGGGAGACUCAGGAGAGAGAGCGGGUGCUGCAGCAUUUCGCUCGACGCUUCCACGAGUGCAACCCAGAGUCUUUCUCCUCUUCAGGCGCUGUUUUGGCUCUGACGUGUGCCCUGAUGCUCCUGAACACCGACUUGCAUGGGCAGAACGUCGGGAAGUCCAUGUCCUCCUCCAAGUUUGUGUCCAACCUGGACGGGAUGAACGAUGGAGAAAACUUUAGCAAAGAUCUGCUGAAGACUCUUUUCAACUCCAUCAAGUGUUCGCCGCUGGAGUGGGCUGUUGAUGAAGAGGAAUUGAGGUGUUCUGUGCUGGGGGAUGAAGAGGCGGGAGAGGCGGCGGCGCUGAGGUCCAAGGGUAACCCUUUCCAGGACAUUCCACAUGACAAGACGGCGCCUGAAGUCAAACAGGGGUUCCUGUUGAGGAAGAUCCACGCUGACAUCGAUGGGAAGCGCACCCCAUGGGGCAAAAGAGGCUGGAGGACCUUUUAUGGAGUGUUGAAGGGGAUGGUGCUUUAUUUAAAGAAGGAUGACUACAAGCGUGAGCAGCAGCAGGUGAACGAGGAGGCAGUGAGUGUGCACCACUCUCUGGCUGAGCAGGCCGUGGACUACACCAAAAAGCCUCACGUGUUCCGCCUGCAGACUGCCGACUGGAGAGUCUUCCUCUUCCAGGCCUCAUCCAAAAUGGAGAUGAACUCCUGGAUCAGUCGAAUCAACCUGGUUUCUGCGCUGCGCUCUUCGCCUCCUUUCCCUGCGGCUGUCGGCUCCCAGAGGAGGUUCUGUCGGCCCAUCCUGCCCGCGUCGCAGUCUGCUCACACCCUGGAGCGUCAGCUUCAGUCUGCAGCAGGGAUGCUCCAGUCCUUCCAGGCUGACCUGUCGCACCUCCAGCAGAACCCACCAGAGAGCAGAAAAGCUAAAGCCAGAGAGCUGGAGGAGCACCGGGUCAGAGCCCAGUACCUGCAGCACGAGAUGUGUCGGUACCAGAACUACAUCUACGUGCUGCAGUCCUGGAAGAAAGUGAAGAAGACCGAAGACGGCGAGGUGACUCCUGAAGACCUGACUCUGUUUGAGAAGAUCAUCUCUGCCGACCUGGGGAGCGAAGACGACGAGGCAGACGGACUGAAGAAGUCUCACUCCAGCCCGUCUCUGGAGCUGGAGACGGCUCCUCCACCUGUGGUCAAGGUCCGACGCAAUAUUUCAGAGAGGAGGACGUAUCGCAGGCCCAUGGUCCACCGCUGGAAUAAGGAGGCAUGAGUAAGCUCAGUGAUGUGUCGGUCCUGAGCGACAGCGCAGGAACAGAAAGACGUCUGAUCAGCUUCGUUUUACUUCUCGUGCACUUUUCCCGGAACAAACCUCAGGAAACCCCCAAAUUUUUCUGGACCAAGGAGUCUUUUUUUGUUUUUAAUGCGUUGUAAUUUAUGAUUUUUUUUUUUUAUUUGUGUCAGAAACCUUGCGCCGUUUUGUCAGUUUUUGGCAGAAAGUGUCAUAAAAUAUUCAACCACUAGAGGUCGCAGUUGCAGAGGUUAUUUCUGUUGAUGAAGACAACAGGAUGUGUUUGUGACAUUAUGACCAUGUUAAUGAGCGGUUUUUGCACUGCGCUUUUAAAAGUGGUCACAAUGUUCUGUCCGAGUGUUGUAGUUAGAGCCCUUUAGCACUUUUGUUUGUUUUACUGUUGUUCAAUGUUGUUACAGAUGUUUUUGUUUACUUGAAAAGUUCCCUAUUUCUUAACUCACAGGUAUAUGCAAGCAAACUGACUUCAUGACGUCUCAUGUCAAAAUAUCUAAUGUUCUUGAGUUACCAUGAAGGAUUUUUCAGUAUUAAAAAGAUGCCUUUAUGUCGGUUUACUUUAACCUGUUUCAUAGCACCUGAGUGAGUCUUGUACCUUUAGAAGCCCAGGAUGACAUAAAGCCAUAUUAGGGUUAGACAUGUGUGGAGACAUUCACUUCUUAGCUUUUCUUCCUCAGGUAAUCUCAAGAUGCUGUUCUUCCAUAUUGCUGUGCCAGAGUUAGUGUUUUUCCUCUUCAUCUUUAUUGUCACCACCACACUGGGAGUGUAGUUCGAGUGGGAGAUACCCUUGUCAACCAUCCAAAUGAAGUGGAACCACCUCACCUGGUUCCUUUCCCACCAAAAACCCUUAUCAAUCUGAAUGCUGUUGUUCAUUCUGCAACAUUAAAGAGUCUCAUACUGUUAAA